Pogona vitticeps (central bearded dragon) is the source of this 1770-nucleotide messenger RNA. Lineage: Eukaryota; Metazoa; Chordata; Lepidosauria; Squamata; Agamidae. The record is from RefSeq and is a predicted model, not a curated record.
CAGUUUCUGUAACAUCUGAUCCACCAUGGCUGAUGACCUAGACUUCGAGACCGGGGAUGCCGGGGCCUCCGCCACCUUCCCUAUGCAGUGCUCCGCUCUCCGCAAGAACGGUUUUGUGGUGCUCAAAGGGCGUCCCUGCAAGAUUGUGGAGAUGUCCACUUCCAAGACCGGCAAGCACGGUCAUGCCAAAGUGCAUCUUGUCGGCAUUGACAUCUUCACUGGGAAAAAAUAUGAAGAUAUUUGCCCUUCUACCCACAACAUGGAUGUGCCCAACAUAAAGAGAAAUGACUUCCAGCUUAUUGGGAUCCAGGACGGGUACCUCUCACUGCUCCAGGACAGCGGGGAAGUCCGAGAGGAUCUGCGCCUUCCCGAGGGAGAUCUGGGCAAGGAGAUUGAACAGAAAUACGACUGUGGCGAAGAAAUCCUGAUCACCGUACUGUCUGCAAUGACCGAGGAGGCUGCUGUUGCUAUCAAGGCCAUGGCUAAAUAAAGGAACUACAGGGCAGCAGCAGCAGCAGCAGCUCCAACUUGUUAUGAACCAGAGAGGAACGCAACCCGCAGGCUGUCAGAUUUGGCUCCAAACCACCCAAAUCUUUUUUUUUCUCUCUCUCCCUUCCUUAAAAAAAAGAAAAGAAAAGCAAAAUCCACCCACCCUCCCUUUUGAAUUAAACAAAAGAAAAGAAACUUUUUAUUUUGUGGUCUUUUUAAAGAGAAAGCUGGAUGCUGAUGUAUUCCUUCAUCAUUAUUUUCUUGUUUGGUUCCCUCCCCCUCCCCACCUCUCGGGUGCUAGUAACACUACAGCUGUUUUCUGGCAAGAGAAGUUGAGAAUUUGCACUUAAAGGAAAAUAUUUAAACUGCUAGAAGGAGGAAGAAAAAAAACAUUGCAAAAGAGUCGUGUUUAAUUUUUUUAAUUUUUUAGUUUUAAUGCUUCUUAUAUAGAGGUGGUGCCGUUGGGGGGGGGAGGGAACGGCCCCUUUUUCAGGAACAACGAAGUGAGCAAAACCCCAUUGCGAAGUCGCAUUCUUAACCCUUUUCCGACGUGUCUGUUCUCGUGAGCAUUUCUGUCGAAGGCUGGUGGGAGGGGGGAAGCGUGGCUUUCCCGUCCCCUCCCUUUGGGAUGCUGUUCCCCCCCUCCUCUCAUUGGCGGUUGUGGUAGUCGGGUCAGUUCUCUUUGGACGGCAUCUUUCCCUGCGCUUGGAGGUUCCCCAUUCUACGUGUUUCUUUUGGGGAUCACUGCUCUGGUGGCUGAGCUUGCUUAACCCCCCCUCCUCAAAUCCCUUCUAGAGCACGAGCCCCUCCCCUCUCUCUGAAAGCCGUGGCGCUGGGGAGGCCCCUGCCAGCUGUGGAGCAUAGCGUGCGCGCACUCUCAAAGCAAGGGCAGAAUGGCUCGUGGUUGUCUGGUCAAGCGCACCCUUUGGGCCCCCCGCCCCUCUGGGCUCUGUCAAUCAUGUUCCAUUUCCUCCCUCUCCGCUCCCCCCCCUUCUAGUGCUGUCGCUGCCUCCCAGCCCUUCAUCCGGGGGCGCUCCAAUCUAGCGCCCGACCCCCUCUUCUGAGCCCUUCAUGCUGGGUCACUGUAUCCCCACCCAAGGUAGGGAUCUUCUGGGGUAACCAACUAGCACCCCAAACUGUUUCCUUGGUUCAUAUUUACUCUUCCUCUGCUGUUCACAGGUCAGCGCUGUGGCCUCUUCUUCCUCCCGUCCCUCCCUUCCUCCCCUGUUAAUCCAACACAUUUGUUAAUCAACCUCAAUAAAAACAAGUUUAAUAUGAAAA